ACGGCCGGGCCGGGGGGCGGCGGCGCGGCCCCAGGAAGGGCGUUCGUGGCCGCCCGCCGUGUCGGGGACGAGGCUCCGGGUCGCCCGUGCUCUCGGCCCGGCAGCUGUCUGUCCCGGGGCCUCCGCACGGGGCCUCGGCGAGGGCUGCCCUCACCCGUGUGGAAGCUCGGGAUUGGGGUUCUCUGUCCUGGGGAGGCGCCGACCCGGAGGGGCGGAGAACGAAGUCUGUGACCGCGCAUGGGGAGGGACGGCGUCGGUAACCUGCGCGAGGUGGCUGUGACCGAAGCAGCUGUGGCGGUGAAGGAGAAAACCGACAUAGAAGGGACCUUAUUUGUGUACAAAAGGUCAGCUUCUCCUUAUCAUGGUUUUACGAUAGUGAAUCGUCUGAACAUGCACAACCUGGUUGAACCAGUUAACAAAGACUUGGAGUUUCAGCUCCAUGAACCUUUUCUUCUUUACAGAAACGCUAGCUUGUCAAUUUACAGUAUCUGGUUUUACGACAAGAAUGACUGUCAUCGAAUAGCAAAACUCAUGGCUAAAGUGGUAGAACAAGAAGCUCAGAGAUCACAGCAAGUUUCCCAAGACAGAAAAAGUCCCAGCAGAACCAAUGGCUGCAAUGAAAACAGGCCCAUUGACAUCCUGGAAAUGCUUAGUAAAGCCAAGGAUGAAUAUGAAAGAAAUCAGAUCAGUGACUUAAGCAUGACACCAAGCUCUGGAAUGCAACAAAAUGCAAAUACUCCAAAGCCAGAAAGCGUAGAGUCUUCAGAACAAAAAACUUCAUUACAAGUGCAAGAGCAGCCAUUUCAGUCAAGGCAGAAGCAUCUGACUUUGGAGGAACUAUUUGGAACCUCUGUACCAAAGGAACAGCCCACAGCUCCAUAUCCCAAUCCAGAGAGAACAGAGAAGUUGCAGACUGACACCUCUGCCAGAGAGCAGCAUAGUUUGCUCUUGCCUUUUUCCUUUGACCAGUCAACAGUCAUACAACAAUCUCUAGGGAAAUCUGAAAGUCCAAGUAUUAAAGCCAGUGCCAAUCCUUUGAAUCAACAAGAAUGUUUAACACCUAUACUAAUACCUCCAGCUUCAGUUUCCCAGCCUGAUAUAAAGAGUGUUUCAAGCUAUUCAGUACGUUUAAGCCCUAUUCUUAAUUCAACCUCGACAAUGGAAGCUGCCCCACCUCAGAUGCUUCCUGGCCUAAAACAAAGCAACAGUAUAAUGCAAGUCAUGCAGCAAGCUGCCAAGCAGAUAUCCCCACUAGUGAACCAGCCACCAUCUGAAGUGAACCACGCUCCACAAAAUCUCAUGGCUGGCCAAAGCCAGCUUAUAGCACCCUUGACAGCAACAAACACAGGAACUGUCUCAAGUACAUCCCAUACAAGUGUUGAUCUUCUCCAGAAACUCAGGUUGACCCCACAGCAUGACCAAAUGCAACAGCAGCCUCUCACUAAGACUUCCAUAACACCAAGCAUCUCUGCCUCGGUUGGCCAGCUUGCAACACCAGAAAGCUUCAAAGAAUCUCACAGUAAGCCAUCAACUUUGAACAGCAAGAUAAUCUCUCCCCUUCAGACUGUACAACAAAACAAGGAAUCAGAAGUAUUUCCACAGUCAAAGACUUUGUCUAAAGCAAAUCAAGCCGCACCUCCGCAGUUUGUUACAGCCACAACUACAGUAACGCCUUCGAUCCUCUUGUCUCCUAGUGUUUUUCAGCAAUCAGCUACAAAAGCCACUGAAGUGGAAAAUAAAGUCAAUUCUUCUUCACCUUUAACACUUGGAACAACAGAAAUUCAGACUAUACCUCCUACUGUUCUUAGUAGAUCUCAGCUUCAAGAAGCACUGAUACAUCUAAUAAAGAAUGAUUCCCGUUUUCUCAGCACUAUUCAUGAAGUCUACUUGCAAGUCCUAACCAAGAAUACAGACAAUAUUAAGCUAUAAUUGAAGCUAAAUUUACUUUAAAAUACAUCCAUUUUAGAAACAAUUAUGCCUCGUCUAUACAACUAAUAUUUUUGUAAAAGAAUAUUUAGUUUUCAACGUCUUGAAUUUGAACCUGUUAGGAAAGACUAUUCUUUAAAUACUUAUGAAAGUAAUGUUCUCAGAAGUGAUCUAGGUUUUCACUGUGAUCAUCACCAGCAAACCUUUGAUUUUAUUGGGGAAGGAACUUAAUUUGCAUUUGAGCUCUCAUUAGCAUUAAGGGAAUGUGCAAAUGUUUGCUCUGGCUUUCAUUCCUAGCUGUAUUCACUGUCCAAGGAUUAAAGACUAAAUACUAUUUAAACCAGCAAAUACAUAGUACAGUACACUACACCACAGCAGAACAAAAUUCAGUUGUAGGAACCUAACUCCAGUUUAAAAGGCUGAGGGAAAGGAGAGUGAAUUGCUUUGUGAUUAAGUUGGCAGUUGUGGGGAAGCCAGGAAGCCUGGAAGCCAGGCCUUUGGAGCUAAAUCUUUAACUGAAUGUUUAAAACUUGAUUUGCUUGAUAUGUUGCAAUACAUUGACAGUCUCUAGCUAAUGCACAAAAAUUCAUCUUUUCAAUAUCCCAUUAAUCUUAUUAGCUUCUGUGUCUCUGACAUUAAACAGAUAUCCAAAUGAGUAAGACCACUUUCUCUAAAAAUGCAAAAUCCUCAGUGAUUGUAUUUUUUUUCUUUCCUUAAGCAACAGAGUAGUUCUGUUGCAUGUUGAAGUUUCUUGUUUUAAACUUAUAGUUAGGAGACCACCACUGGAAGACCCUCUUACUGUUCAUCAGGAUUUGGUAUAACUUAUACUUUGUUUCCCUUUUAGCAUACAAAUGCAUGCUUUUCUUCUGUUGGCCUGUCCUCAGAUUGUUAGCACAUACUUCAUAGUCUGAGGUUUAUCUAAUUAAAAUGCUAUUGUUUUUUAUAUGUGAUGUAGUAAUUCACUAAUGUAAGAAUUUAACUGGAUUCUUUUCCACUUGCAAACAGAAAAUUUCUAAUUGUAGUUUCUUACGCUGCUGUGUCAGUUUGCCCAUGGCUGUUAUUUAUUUCAAGGCAUGCAAAGGUAAUUUAAUAUUAAGACUUCAGGUCCCAACUUCCUCCAGCAAUAGCAAUUUUAAAGGAUACUUUUCCAGUAUAAAAGCUUUGGUUUGUUGAGUCAAAAGAUAAUCUGUAGUGAGUUACGAUGCACUGCUUCUUUCUUUUCCUUCAAGCACUAUUGAAAUAUGAAGAAAAAAAUUGUUUGGCUCCUUACAACAUACAUGUAUGUAUAUAUAGUCUAAGGAUUAGUUAACGUUGAUGUAGACAAGGUGCAUGGUCAUUUCAUUGGAAACUAGUAAUUAAGCUUUAAUUGUGACUUGUUCACAAGUCGGUAUGUUUUAGAUGCAACAAAUAUUUACAUUUUUAUGUAUUUGAUCUAUUUUAGUUUUUUCAUAGCUUUUAGUGGAAUAUAUAUGUUGUUUAGCACUACCUGCCUUCUGAAAAGCUCUUCUCAGCCUUUGAAUUCAGUGUUUUCAGUUAAAAUAUAUAGUAUUUGAUUAGAAAAAUGUACAAGAUUCAGGGAAGGAUGCUAAUGUCAUGCACAUUCAUCAAGAAAUAUCUUGGCUUUAACAGUAGCAUUUGAAUUCAGCAAUAUAAACACAGCCUUGUUAAGGAAGAUAAGAACUUCCUGCUUAAAUUCUAGAGUUCUAAUACUGUGUAUGUACAUAAACAAUAAGACUCAAAUUAGGUCUAAAUUAAUUUUUGUUAGAUAUUUUGAGAAAGAAGUUUCACUAAAAGGGCCAAACCAACAAGAGCAGUUCCUCUCAACAAAAAAUGGAUAGCCUAAACCAAAUAGAGAGUUGCUUUUUUUGUGGAUUUAGCAAAGAUGAAGUGAGUUCUCACUUUUGUGGACAGCUUCCAGUUUCUUCAAAGAAAGACUGGAUAAGAAUUUCUAAGAUUAGGAAUACCAGAAGCUGAUAGUGCAUGUAUGUACAGUUUGCUGAAUACAAUCAUAUCCAAAGAUCUAUAGAAAUGAGAAGAAGGAGUUGUAUUUUGAGUUCUUCAGUCACAGUUGCCAAUAGUGAUACUGUUCAGAGCAGCAAUGCUGAUACAAGAGUUUGACUCUACUUUGAAUAUCCUUGUUUCCAGCUGUCCGGGAAGUUUGAGCAGUUGACAGAUACUUACUUUACUUUGGUUGUGUAGUAUACUAGUAGCAAUACAUUAUUGGUUUACUUCUCCCCCCACCUACCUAACUUUAAAAAUUACUUGGUAGAGAAGCAGAGUUGAAAUCAUAGUUACUAGGCAGGCAUUUUUUUACAAGCAAACUGUCGAUCUUCAAGACCUGCACACGUUUGUUCUGACCUCUCUUUGUUUAGCCAACAGACACCGUAACCAGUCUAGGUGUCAUCCCAUGCACUGCAGAGAUGUGUGACAAGUGCCAGAGUAGUAGGUUUAACAGAUAAACCUCUUAAAUGAGAAGUUGCAUUGUAAAACCCAAGCUCAACCACAGGUUAAAACUUGUGAGGGUUUUUUAUGUGGACUGUGUUAUUUGACUACCUUUUUUCCUUAUUAUUUUAAGUUUUUGUAUAAAUCUAAAAUUACCAGCUUGUCAAAGUGAUUGAGUCGCCUUAUCCACACGUAGGGGUAAGUGGUGUGUUGCAAAUUACUGUGGGCCAUCCCAAGAAAUUUUGACCAUUUUGAAGUGAGGAUUUUUUUUGUAAAACUACUGGCUUAAUGGGAUUUUACCUGUUAGUUUUGAGAAUUACAGAUUAUCAGUUUAAACUAUACUCCCGAAAUUAAUAGUAUUGUCUAAGCAUGUGUUUUGUGGCUAGCAUUGUCACUUAAGAAAAAACCUAAAAAUAAACCAGGAAACCUCAGACCUAAUCAAAGACAGUUUUAAAACCUACAGCUGCUGAAUUGUUCAGGAAAAUCAAAAUUCUCAGUUUUGUAGUUAGAGUUGAUGUGCUGUUAUUUAAUAAUGCAAAGUUUCUAUGAAAGGUGCCUAACAGCUAUUAACUUAGAAGCAGUAUCUUUCUAAAUUAAACAAGAUUUGCAGAAUGAUUGAAUAUAGUUACAAAAAAAUAAAUUAUUUACCUUGAUUUCCUAUAAAACAUUUAAUUCUGUGUUUAAGUUACUCAACGUAACACUGCUGGAUGUAUCUCAUUUUUGCUUGCAUUUCUACUUGCUUCCUUUUGGUGUACUUCUGAACCCCAUUAUGCCAAUGUGUAAUCACUGAUAGAAAUUCUGAAAUAUUUCUUAAAACAAACUUUAAUUUGUGACUUCUCAUUUUUAAAAGUAUUCUAAACAAAUUGGCCACCUUUUUGCCAGGUAUUUGAGUUGCUUUGUACAGCAUAUCUUAAUAGGAGGAAUGUGUGCAAUAUGUAUCACCUCAGUUUUGUCUGGCAACAUUAUGAAAAUGUUAAGAUGCAAUAUCUUUCCUUUCACUUCAAGUUGGAAAAAUUGCAGUAUCUCUAAUUUGGUGGUGUAUUUAUUUUUCUCUCUUCAGUGUAUGGGCAUAUGGUUAGUUAGGUUUUUAUAUGUAUGUUACGUGCUUUUAGUAACUUCUGAGUUUUAUCAUUUUGUGGAUGCACUAGUUGUACCCAUUUGCACGAUCUUUCAGUAAGAAGACCAUGCUGAAGGAAAGACUUCUGGAAACCGGAAUGGGAACAAUUGUAAGUCAGUAAAUGUAGAUACUGCAUCAUUAACAUUUUUGGUAUGGUAUGGAUUUUAUAGCACCUAUGUAUGUUUGCAGUUAUUAAGUUAUUGCAUAAAUGUUUAAGAAUAAGCAUUUUUUCAUCCAAAAUUUUGUAUGUUUGCAAAUAUAUUUUUGUAAUAAAACUUCAAAACAAAUGU
Colius striatus (speckled mousebird) is the source of this 5775-nucleotide messenger RNA. It is a transcript of the gene DCP1A, whose product is annotated as decapping mRNA 1A. Gene Ontology annotation, molecular function: enzyme activator activity; mRNA binding. The record is from RefSeq and is a predicted model, not a curated record. Gene Ontology annotation, biological process: positive regulation of catalytic activity; deadenylation-dependent decapping of nuclear-transcribed mRNA; deadenylation-independent decapping of nuclear-transcribed mRNA. The transcript is spliced from 10 exons. Gene Ontology annotation, cellular component: P-body. NCBI's taxonomy places the organism in Eukaryota, Metazoa, Chordata, Aves, Coliiformes, Coliidae. The coding region runs from base 238 to 1929 and encodes 563 amino acids.